UUAUUUUUAGCCUUAAAUUACCCUUAUAAAUUUCACCCAAGUUUCAGUUCAUUCUCAUCCUCAAAUCAAGUCUCUUUUAAUACACUACUUCAUCAAAUUCUUCCUUAUUUCUUCCAUUUACAAUAUACAAAAAUACUUCUAAAAAUGGCGAAUUCACGCAUCGCAAAGUUCAUUACGGAGGUUGCACCACCGCAAUACAUUAGUGUCAUGAGGCAUAGAGCAUCAAAGGUGAUGGAUACAAUUAAGGAGGAGGAGAGAGAUGUUACCUCAAGCAACUCUCUUUCUUCUUUUCCUACUUCCGCCGACACUAGUGCUGCGGCGGCGGCUUCUGCUGCCAACUCCAAGUACUUUUCCAAAAGGAUUCAAAGAUCUUUUAGUUUCUAUCUUUGAGAACUGAAUACUAUUUUUGAUUUCUAGAUAUUUGCAUCUUUUUUUGUCACUAUUUAAUCUCGUGGCGUUUCAAGAAACAGAAUAUAGAGCAGUUUCUACACUCGCUUGUGAAAUUCAUGUCGCUGAUUUGCUGCACCCUUUGAUCAUUCCAAUAGCGGAUUGUUUCACCAAGCAUCUGCCAUGUUUUACACUCCUUUACGAUCUGUAUGCUCCAGCUUGAAGGGGCGUAAAUCGUUAUCAUUAUCCUACUUAAGAUAACAAAUUUUCACUCUGGUGCACCUAAACGGUUACUUUUAAUACCGUUUUGCAUGCUAUAUGCUCAGUUCAAGAACAUACAGUGAGCAUGUGCAACUUGCACCUUUGAUGGCUUUAGUAGUAUAAAUAAGUACGGUUUCUUAUUUUCUUUGUAAUCAAGAUUUCAUUUUCAAUAAUAAAAUCAUUCUACUUGCUCUUAACCUAA
Molecule: messenger RNA, 850 nt
Organism: Mercurialis annua (annual mercury)
Lineage: Eukaryota; Viridiplantae; Streptophyta; Magnoliopsida; Malpighiales; Euphorbiaceae
Exons: 1
Coding region: 145-390 (81 amino acids)
Source: RefSeq, a predicted model, not a curated record